AUGUCUCUCCGUCCGUCCACUGCUCCUCUGCGUGCCCCUUUGCCUUCUCCUCCUGAGUCCUCUCUUCCUGCUCUUGCUGACCCGGAGUCGGACUCCCUUCGUGCUGCCAGUCCGACUGUCACGCGUCUCCUUGCUACUGUUGUCACUGACCCUUCCUUUGAGUCCACUGCUGCGUCUGCCCUAGUUGCUGAGCUCGUCGACUUUGCUGCUCGCUGUCGUCUAGACUACGCUGCUAGUCUUGUUGCUGCGUCUGAGUCUGUCUGUCCUCCGUCCGUCGGGGGUGAGUGUGCCCUUGGCACGGACGUCCUUGAGGACAGACAGGAGGAGUUCCAGUGUUUGGCUGCUGCUUCACCUCAUCUCGUGUCCGUACUGCUUACCCCUGAGGGAGACCCGGAUGCACUUGACAUCCCGACUCCGCGCUCUUACGCGGAGGCGAUAGAGGGUCCCUACUCCUCUCAGUGGCAGGCAGCUAUGGACGCAGAGAUGGCUUCCUGGAAGUCCACAGGCACCUACGUUGACGAGGUUCCCCCGCCUGGGGCGAACAUCGUCAGUGGCAUGUGGAUUUUCAGGGUGAAGCGGCCGCCGGGUUCUCCGCCUGUCUUCAAGGCGCGUUACGUGGCUCGUGGCUUCAGUCAGCGGCAGGGAGUUGACUACUUUCAGACCUUCUCUCCCACCCCGAAGAUGACCACUCUUCGGGUACUGCUGCACAUAGCUGCUCACCGUGACUACGAGCUACACUCUCUUGACUUCGGCACUGCUUUCUUGCAGGGCAGCCUGCACGAGGAGAUCUGGUUGCGCCGCCCACUUGGCUUCACUGGGACUUUUCCUCCUGGCACCCAGUGGAGCCUCCGGCGGCCAGUCUACGGUCUCCGCCAGGCACCGCGUGAGUGGCACGACACACUGAGGACUACACUUGCGGCUCUUGGGUUUGCUCCCUCUACUGCCGACCCGUCGCUGUUUCUGCGCACCGACACUUCUUUGCCGCCGUUCUACAUCCUCGUGUACGUCGACGACUUGGUCUUUGCCACAGCUGACACUGCUGGACUCGCCCACGUGAAGUCCGAGCUGCAGAAGAGACACACGUGCACAGACCUGGGUGAACUGCGCAGCUACCUUGGCUUGCAGAUCACCCGGGACAGAGCACGCCGCACCAUUACCCUGACUCAGUCACACAUGGUGCAGCAGGUCCUUCAGCGCUUCGGCUUCACGUACUCCUCGCCUCAGGCCACUCCUCUGCCUACUCGCCACUCGCUCUCAGCUCUGCCUUCGGAUGAGUCCGUAGAGUCGAGUGGCCCGUACCCAGAGCUUACCGGAGCACAUGGCUGCAGCGAAGAGGGUGUUGCGCUACUUGUGCAGUACGUCGGGCAUGGGGCUUGUGCUUGGAGGGCAGAGUCCAGUGGUCCUCACUGGGCACGCAGACGCUUCUUGGGCUGA
Molecule: messenger RNA, 1434 nt
Organism: Closterium sp. Naga37s-1
Lineage: Eukaryota; Viridiplantae; Streptophyta; Zygnematophyceae; Desmidiales; Closteriaceae
Source: the annotation of a GenBank genome assembly